AGCAUCGACUAUCUAUAUAUUCUAUAACGUUAUUGCAGCUAGCUGGAAGCUAACGUUAGCUAGCUGGCCUGAUUUUGUUGUACACAAGCUGGGUGACCCUGUCACGGUUACGUAACGUUAAACGUACCUGACGUGGAAAAUGUUUGAACAGACAAAUGCCGCGUUCAAAACAACUGGGAACUCGAGAAAAUAAAACAUCACAAAAAAAUACAUCGUUUUGAAAUGUCAUUCAUCUCGGGAUUGCAAGUCGGAAACACGGCCUUGAGUGCAUUAUGCUUGACACCGUGACUGCAGUGGUGAGGUUUGCACAAUACAAUGGCAGCAUAUUGCCAACCUAUGUGGAAAACACAUCAGCAAUUCCUACCUGGCAACCAGAGUUUGAGGCCAACAUCACCAAGCCUCAUCGAUGUCUCCAGAUCCUAUACGAGGACAUUGGCAAGUCAAGAGUUCGGUUUUGGGACCUCAUGCUCCUCAUUCCCAAUGUGGCUUUCUUCAUGUUCCUGAUGUGGAAACUGCCCUCAGCCAGGGCCAAGAUCCGGCUCACCUCCAGCCCCAUCUUCAUCACCUUCUACAUACUGGUGUUUGUGGUGGCAGCGGUGGGAAUCACCCGUGCCGUAGUGUCCAUGACCGUCAGUGCAUCCAGUGCUGCCACCAUCAUUGACAAGGUGCUGUGGGAGAUCACCCGCUUCUUUCUGCUAGCCAUUGAGCUCAGUGUGAUUAUCUUGGGACUGGCUUUUGGCCACCUGGAGAGCAAGUCCAGUAUAAAGCGUGUGCUGGCGAUCACUGCUGUACUGGCACUGGGUUACUCCAUCACACAGGGCACCCUGGAGAUCCUGUACCCUGACAAGCACCUUUCCGCCGAGGAUUUCAACAUCUACGGCCACGGGGGACGCCACUUCUGGUUGGCCAGCUCCUGUUUCUUCUUCCUGGUGUACUCUCUGAUUGUCAUCCUUCCCAAAACCCCGGUGAGGGAGAGGAUAUCCCUGCCAUCUAAGAAGAGUUUCUAUGUGUACGCUGGCGUCCUGUCCCUGCUCAACCUGGUCCAGGGCCUGGGCAGCGCCAUGCUGUGUGCCGGUAUCAUAGAGGGGCUCUGCUGCGUGGACGUCACCACCUUCCUCUACUUCUCCGUGUUCGCCCCGCUCAUCUACGUCACCUUCCUCAAAGGCUUCUUCGGCUCAGAGCCCAAGAUCCUCUUCUCCUACAAGUGCCAGGUGGACGAGCCGGACGACCAGGCAGACGUCCACCUGCCCCCCACCUCGACCUCUGGUCUGGGCCGCAAGGAGCAGCUGGAGCAAGGCUCCUUCUACUCCAGCACUCAGAUAGACGGCCUGACUGCCACUGGCAUGGCUGCCUACCUGGACGACGUGGCCUCUGGUCCUUUCGGGGCGGGCAGCAUCAACAGCAUCGACAGCGACCGCUGGAGGGCCAUCAACGCCUAAGGAAAAAGUUGAGAGGAAAGGGGAGGUUAGGGGAUGUAUGCUAAGCUAGUAGGAGAGUGCUAGUAGGACUGGUUAAGUGGAGAGUAGUGAGGGGGGAAGGUUGGAGUUUGCUAUGGCUCUCUCUCCCUCUCUGGAGAAACUGUGAGGAGGGCCCUCAUUGAGGAAACUGCUCCCCCAUUUCAGCUCCUGUUUGUCCUCCAUAUCCGUAAUUUUGGCUCUUGCUGCCUGUUCCAUUCUGGCUCAAACAUUACAUUCUUCGCAAUACCUGCCUAGGAUUUUUCCACAACUUCAGUCAAGUAUUAUCCCCCCAGUAAUUGAGUGCGUGGACAACAAAGCUAAGAAGCAAAUGUUAUUUUAAGUGUAAAGGUAAUGUCCGUUACAUUCCCAUCGAAGGGUUACAGCUCAGUGAGGUAAAGUCCACUAACUGUGGCUUUGUGUUAGAUUUGUGACUACUUGGUAACCAGGUCGUAUUGAAUCACCAAUUCACCGUGCCUUGCUCCCUAUAGACCAGAUCUGUCCUUAUCACGCUAGGACCCUUCUCUAAAUUGCAUCAUUCGUAAUGUUUUAUGUUUGAAAUCAGUGCUUUUUUUCCAGUCUUUGAUGCUUGACGUGUAAUGUCAUGUACCCUCAUUGUAUUAAUUGAGGAACUCGGGCUUGAGUCUGCAGGAGCUUGGUAUGCCGUGUCAAAGACCAUUAGUAGUGCAUCUGGUAUCCAUGUGAUUUGCUGCUGGGGCAUAGAGAGAAUCAAAAUGGAUGCUGAGUCGCACCCGUCAUCUCUACCUAUUUUAUGUUAUUAUUUACUGUCUGUUUUAUUUAUUUUAGUGACCGCUCGGGUUUUAUGUCGAUAGGUAGUUCCAUCAGCGGAUCAAACCUGGUAUAAGAAAUGUUUCUAAUGACUAAAGCAACAUUUACAAACCAACCGUCAAAUGAGGGAGAGAGAAGGCAGGAAUAGCACUUGUGGUUAGGCUAUCUAUUUUGCAGACCUUUUUUUACUUUAAGAAAUAUUCAUCCCAAGAUGCAUUGGAUUCAACUGAAAAGAAACUGAGAAAAACAAAGGUAAUUUUUUUGUGACUCAAAUAUGAACUAAUAUUGAAAUGUCAUUUUCAAUGUAUGAAAUUAUUGAAUUGGCAACCUUACGUUGCUCAUGUGCUCUUUAUAAUUGAGCCCCGAUUUCAUCACAAAGAAAGAGCAACUUUAAACACAGUAAAUCUGUUUGCUGAUAAUGCUCAGUGCGAACUGGACCAAUUUGCAUGAAGCACUACUUCCUUGCAGUGAUCCUUCUUUGUCUGCUGUGAACUUAGUAGCCCACAACACAUGGCUUGCUGUGAAACCAAUUCCAUUGUUUAUGCCCCCUUUUGAUUUUGUCACUUAUUCAUUCCCCCACCCCGAACGAGAAUUGCCCCUUGGAAUGGUGUACAUUUGGCAUGGUAAAACAUUGUCUUGUGAGUGGAGUUCGUCGUGUGACAUAUAGCAUCAGUAUGUCAUAUAAAGACACGUUUAUUUUUUUCAUAAAUGUAAGCCACCACAAAGCAAGUUUUUGUAUUGCCAUAGUAGUAUUUUAUGAGUCUUCUGCCUUGCACGUCCAAACACUUGACCUGCAUCAACAAAGGAAACCCUGUAACUUGCUCUCACACAGGCUUAUAUUUCUAGAGAAAUGUUGUAUUUGAGGGUCAACAUUAUUGAUGAAAAAUUGAGUAUAAUAAUUAUAAUGUGUUAGUGGGGUGUGGGUUUCAAAUGCAAGUGUUGGCAGGCUACAUAAGAUUGAAUACAAUAUUUAAUUGAAAGGACUUUGAAAAAGAGUAAGGAUACUCAGUGCCAGCAAGCUGUGAAUAACUUGUAAUUGUAUUUAAUUAUGUAUCAUUGUAGAAUAUUCAACUCAUAUGUUGUGUUGAGGAUACCAUGAGACGAUUAAACAUGCUUCCUUUUCAUUCCUAUACA
Molecule: messenger RNA, 3377 nt
Organism: Salvelinus namaycush (lake trout)
Lineage: Eukaryota; Metazoa; Chordata; Actinopteri; Salmoniformes; Salmonidae
Gene: tpra1
Product: transmembrane protein, adipocyte asscociated 1
Exons: 11
Coding region: 273-1439 (388 amino acids)
Biological process (GO): G protein-coupled receptor signaling pathway
Cellular component (GO): plasma membrane
Molecular function (GO): G protein-coupled receptor activity
Source: RefSeq, a predicted model, not a curated record